UUAUGUUUGUAUAUUUACUUCAGUGAUAAUUUACUUCAAUAUUUUGGAAUUUAUUUUUUUGAUGAUAUAACUAUGACAGAACAAACGGAGAAGAAAAAUCCUUUACGAAGUAAAUAUUGCGGUGGUCCUCAUGGUUUAGGCGAUCCGGAUGACCUGUCCUUGAGAAUAGUUGAGAAAGACGUUCUUAUUGCUAAAAAGAUGCGGGAUAUAGCAAGAACUGAAAAGUGUGUUAAGGAAGUCGAACAGUUUACUGAAUGUUGCAAAUCAAACCAAAUAUUAAUGACGUUUAAAUGCAAACAAGAAACCGCUGCUUUAAAGGAAUGUUUAACAAGAUGGUAUCAAGACGAAGAUUUUAAAGCCAAAUGCACAAAGGAGUACUUGGAGGAAAGAUCAGAAUAUAGGAGGACGGGGAUCCCUCAGAAACAGAGACAGUUAGGAAGCCAAAGAAUAGGGUCUUCUAUGUGAUUUUUUUUAUAAUCGUUAUUAUAGUAGAAACAAAGAUUAAAAGUUUUAAGUAUCUUCA
This is a messenger RNA of Anoplophora glabripennis (Asian longhorned beetle), 523 nucleotides long. Its product is annotated as COX assembly mitochondrial protein homolog. Gene Ontology annotation, cellular component: mitochondrion. The record is from RefSeq and is a predicted model, not a curated record. NCBI's taxonomy places the organism in Eukaryota, Metazoa, Arthropoda, Insecta, Coleoptera, Cerambycidae. The transcript is spliced from 2 exons. The coding region runs from base 73 to 465 and encodes 130 amino acids.